AAAAAAAGUAGGGGUUGGGGAUUUAGCUCAGCGGUAGAGCGCUUGCCUAGCGAGCACAAGGCCCUGGGUUCGGUCCCCAGCUCCGAAAAAAAAGAAAAGGAAAAAAAAAAAAAGUAGUGGGAAUUACAGUUGCCGUCACCCAGCCUGGGUUCUUUGUACGCCCUGGUGAGUUAGCCUGAAGCUUAGGAAACAUAUUUCAAUGUGUUAUGCUGACCCUUGGACACAUUUAUCAUGAUAUUGUGAGUUUUCUGUGAUCUCUACUAGGUCUGUGUUUGGGAUUUGGGGUUGGUGUGCCCUUCUCUCGGGAAAAAUAUGUUUCUGUAGCUGUGUCUUACUGAAGGAGAAGCGCGGCCCAAAUAGGAUCUCUGGCUGAGAACGCCUGUCUCUUAGAGGGGUCCAAACUUGGGACUCAUUGGCUCAGUAGAAGUAAAUGACAGAGCCUGGGCCAAUCAGUGAAGGCACUAAUACUACCGCUUCCUGUCUGGAUAUCAGUCCUAAGCUUGUUCAGUAGGAACCGCCUCCUUCCUUGUUCAAAGGGAAUGGAAGGAGUCAGGAUUUGGUCUGUGCCCACCGUUCCCCUCGGAUCUUCCUGAGUAUUCAGUGGUUCCAACCGCGUCCACUGUCGGCGCCCAUCGGAGACUUCGGCACACUGUCCGGAGCAGCCCGAAUUGGCUUGGCAAAGGGCAGAUAACGCGGCUGCAGCCCCUUGAAGGCGAGAUUCGCCAGUGUUCCUGAGGUGUCCUGUUCGUGAGACUCUCCUUGGGUUGUAGCCUUAAUCUUGCACCCCAGCCAAGUGGCCGCCACCCACAGAGGCCUCAACCUGAACAUGGCCGAGAAACGGCAAGGAGCCUGGUUCGGCUUUGGUUUCUGUGGCUUUGGGCAAGCGCUGGGCUCUGGGAACGGCCAACAUGCAGUGCACAGUCCUGAACCACUGCAUGCUGCUGACGAUGUUUGCCAAGUGAGCGCAAGCUGGAGCUACACUGCCCUGGUGACUCGCGGAGGCCGGGUGGAACUGUCAGGCUCUGUGAGCUGUGCAGCAGACGGCUGCAGGGAUGUGUGGGCGUCGGAGGGACUCCUGGUGGUGCAGCGCAACAAGAGUGGGUCCGGCACGGAACUGCAGGCCUGGGUACCAGGUUCCGCGCUACAGGGGGAGCCCCUUUGGGUCCAGAACUUAGCUUCUGGGGCAAAGGCCCAAGGGGAAGAUGAACCCGGCAGUGAGCCUAGGAUGGGGACGCUGCCGUUGCUGCCCUGCGCCCGUGCCUAUAUGACCCCACAGCCUCCCUUCUGCCAGCCUCUGGCCCCAGAGCUGCGGGUGCGCCAGCUGCAGCUGGGUGCGGAGCACGCGCUGCUGCUGUGCGAAGCUGGCCAGGUGUUCUCCUGGGGCGGGGGCAGGCAUGGACAGCUGGGUCACGGGUCGCUGGAGGCAGAACUAGAGCCAAGGCUGUUGGAGGCACUGCAAGGCCUACGGAUGGCUGAGGUGGCCGCAGGUGGCUGGCACUCUGUGUGUGUGAGUGAAACUGGGGAUAUUUAUAUCUGGGGUUGGAAUGAGUCAGGGCAGCUGGCCUUGCCCACAAGGAGCGGGACAGAGAAGAAAACAGUGAGAGAGGAAGCCACAGAAUUGAAUGACGAUGGUCUCAGAGGAGAGGAAGCAGCUCUGGCUGAUGUUGGAGCUCCUGCCCACUUCAUAGCUAUCCAGCCCUUCCCAGCUCUCCUGGAUCUUCCCCUGGGCUCAGAUGCAGUCAAGGCCAGUUGUGGAUCCCGACACACAGCUGUGGUGACACGAACAGGAGAACUCUAUACCUGGGGCUGGGGUAAAUAUGGACAGCUUGGCCACAAGGACAGCACCAGCUCGGACCAGCCCUGCCGUGUGGAAUACUUUGUAGAAAGACAACUUGAAGUAAGGGCUGUUACAUGUGGACCCUGGAAUACCUAUGUCUAUGCAGUGGAGAGAGAGAACAUCUGAACUAUAUCUCAGGUGGAUCCCCAGGCUGCUUAUGUACCUGGGUGAGAAUGAACUCUUGCUUCAACAUGCUGUCCUGGGUGCAUGGAAACAAGGCCACAGCGAUCUCCCCGCCUCCUCAGUGCUGGGAUUAAAGGUGCAUGCAGACUUAAGAAUGUGUGUCUAGGGGUUGGGGAUUUAGCUCAGUGGUAGAGCACUUGCCUAGCAAGAGCAAGGCCCUGGGUUCGGUCCCCAGCUCCGGGAAAAAAAAAGAAAAGGAAAAAAAAAAAAAAGAAUGUGUGUCUAACUGCUUAUUUCUGGAGUAGUGCCAGGGAUCCAUGUGCAUCAACAGCUUAGCUAUACCACCCAGAGGCUUAAACCUGAGAAAAUAUUCCCAAAUGAAAAUAAAGAGUAAAUCCAAACUA
Rattus norvegicus (Norway rat) is the source of this 2364-nucleotide messenger RNA. The record is from RefSeq and is a predicted model, not a curated record. NCBI's taxonomy places the organism in Eukaryota, Metazoa, Chordata, Mammalia, Rodentia, Muridae.